Molecule: messenger RNA, 2197 nt
Organism: Siniperca chuatsi (mandarin fish)
Lineage: Eukaryota; Metazoa; Chordata; Actinopteri; Centrarchiformes; Sinipercidae
Exons: 14
Coding region: 201-1907 (568 amino acids)
Molecular function (GO): protein binding
Source: RefSeq, a predicted model, not a curated record
CGUCUAUUGUAACGUCAACAUCCGGCGACACGUCUCCCCAACACACCGCCGAGCCGUUUGAUACAUCGUUAUUUAUUUAAACCUCUCCAGACUUUUCAUUAAAAGGCAAUGUUGUGUCUUUGACACUUUCUGACAACCUGAGAGUCAGUCAGGCAGUUUAAAGUGUAGUUAACUCGCGGCGCUUUAGACGAGAGCUUCAAAUGGGGGAGGUGAGGAAGCUGCAGAAGAAGUUAAGACAGAUAGAAAAUCUGGAAAUAAAAAUCAGUCUUACCCCAGAAGAGAGAUUCAAGAUCUCCAGGAAGGCGGAGCUGCGUUCCAGAUUGGCUGAGCUUCAGCUGCAGCUUUCUGGCCCGCAGCAAACUCUGGGGAUUGUGGGAGACGGAAAAAAGGAGAAGAUGAAAAGACAAGUGGAGGAUGCCCCUGAGGCCCUUCCAUCACAAACGCCUCCAGCCUCCAAGAUCCUUAAGGGAGAAGAGGAGUCCAAAACUCAAGCAACGCCAGCGCCAGCUGCCAGGAGGAGGGAGACAGGAGGGGGAGCAGAGAUAGGCAGACACCAGGAAAGGACGGAGCCGGCCAAGGUGUCAGAUCACUGCCGAGACGUGUCAGCAGGCUCUGCUGACUUUGACAACAAGCAGCGACUGCGACAGGAAGAAGCUGAAUUUACAUCCCUCAAAUCGUCGUGGGAGAAGGCAAAGUUUCGCUUGAGGCUGUUGGAGGGUCACAAUGACAUAGUCACCUGUGUGGUUGCCGUUGACAACCUGGUGGUUUCUGGAAGCCGAGAUACGACAGUGAAGGUGUGGCACGUUCCCACGGCAACAGAGCACAAGAACCUGGGGGGUCACACUAGUGGGGUCACCUGUCUGUCUGCACCUCCCCCUGAGUACUGCAAGAGGCUGGCCUGGUCCCUGUCUUUGUCCGACAAGGAGAGGUUUAUUUUGAGUGGCUCGGCAGACUGCUAUGUGAAGAUCUGGGCCCUGAGCAUUGGGCAGUGUGUUAAGUCUAUCUACACGUUCAACGCUGUGACUGCGCUCUGCUUUGUGCCAGAGGAAGACGGCUACAUCAUCACUGGGUCAGAUGCGGGGAAAGUUCAAGCCUGGAGCUGGCACACUUUCGAAAACUGCCAGUCAAUCAACGCUCACCAGGAAGCAGUCACCUCCAUCCAGUCUCAGGGUCCGCUGGUGUUUAGUGGCUCGGCUGAGGGAGGGGUCUCUGUGUGGGAGAACCAGUGUUCGGAUCGAGACCCCCUCAGGCUGCUGCACCACUGGAGCGGCCAGGUGACGGGGUGUGGAGGGGGGCCGGGCGGGCGUCUCACCCUCAGCCCGCGGGGAGACCGAGUGUUCCUGGCUUACGGUCGAGCCUGGCUCAAGAUCCUGUACUGGAGGACUGGAACGAUGUCCAGGCUGACCAAUCACAGCAGCAUCACCGGGGUAACAGAUUGUGUUCACCAGACAGGAGGCCUCCUAAUUGGUUCCUGCUAUGAUCUAGCAAAUGGAGAGAGCUCUCUAAAUUUAUUCUCUCUGCCUCAGUGUCGGUACCUGGCCUCUCUGAACUGGCCUGAUGCUCCAAGAAUCCUCUGCUUUGCGGCGUGGACCACAGGGAGCGGAGACCACCGGUGGGUCACUGGAGGUCGUGACCUCCUCGUAUGGGAGCAGCUCCCCAGUUCUGGGAAGCAAAGGGGUGACAUCACAGCGAAGAGAGACACUCGAUUGGAGUCCUGCUUCUUGGAGUCAGAGGGGGACACCGAAGAUGACGAGGACACUGAUGAUUACGAGGACAAUGAUGACAACGAUGAAGGAAAAGACAGCCGUUCUGACGGUGUGGAGGACGGAGGGUCUGGCUCGUGGUUCCGCUGUGUUCUCCAUGUGGUUUUUUUUGUUUUUUUUUUAAACCUCCCGCCUCUUAAAUGAGCUUAUUAAUGUCGUCCUCAGUAUCAUUUCUGUUUGCCUCGUCAAAUUCAAUUCUUUUGCUCCACGUCCAUUUAAUUGAACCCGUUUAAAAAAAACACAUAAUUAGCAUUUAAAUCUCUUUCCUACAGUCUCUUUCCCUCCCUACAUCGCUCUCUCUCCCCUCUCUUACACUAGCACACUCUACAUGUCUCAGUCGCUACGGCAACCGAUGCUUUUUUUUCUCACUUGCUCUCUGUAUCUCCCCCUUUCUCUCCGUCUCCCUCUCUCAUUCCCUCUCUCCACUGCCAGAG